UGUUUUAGGAAUUGACAUCUUGCUACUUCUUGAACAAAAUGGUAAUGCUGCUUUGGUAUUGGCAGCAUUAGCAAAUAUUCUGAUAUUGUAGUGCUGCUUUAGGGGCAAGAAGGAAGACUAGUAAGGAACAUAAUACGUACUAAAUAUGCUAAGAAUUGGAAAAUUCACCAUUACCUACAGACCCAUGAGACCCUUAUGGUGCUUCAUGAUUUAGUCACACAUCUAACUAGUAAGGUCUGCUGUGGUUUAUUUUAAGGUGCACAUGGUUUUAUGUUUUUUUUUUUCUUUUUAGAUUAUUUCCAAAGCUUUUCUAGUAACUUCUUGAAAAUAGAUCAGAAGCAUGUACUUUACUAACAAAGAAUGAAUGGAUGACUUAAAUUUUUUUUUUUACUAUAAUUUUUCAUUACUUUUACUGGGAGUAUGUAAUUUAUUUGGUAGCAGAGAGUGCAUAAAUAUAGCAAAAUACCUGUAAAGAACUGUUUUACUCUGGUGAAGUAACAGAAUUGGAUGCUUAAAAUCUAUCAUAUUUUUGAAGAAAAUGUUUGAAGUUCUGAAUGAAUCUAUUAUGUAUGCUGGACAUACAUAACAUAUACCUUUUAAAUGGUAAUAAAAAGUAUUUUUAAUAAUAUUCUGUGAGAGUAAUUGAUACUACAGCAUAUGCUGUUAUUGAAAGCUGUGGUAUAGCACAGCAUCUGUAAAAUGUCUGGCCUAUUAAAAAUUGUAUCAUACUUUUCUUAAAAUAUUUAAUGGCCAGACUUUGUUUUACAUGCAGUAGAGUUAAGCUAAGUCUGCUGAAGAACUUAAACACUUGCAUUUCUAGAGUUUGGUUCUUUUUUUUUUUAAGCUAUGCAAAAAUAAGAAAUGGGGAAGUUUGUGUUGAGUUUUCAGAAAAGAAGGCUGGUGCAUUGAGAACAGCUGUGAGACACCAGGAGAAUUGUAGAAACAAUGAAGGUGACUGGAUGCAGAGGCUAUAGAUCGCAUCUUCUCCUUGAUACCUGACAAAAGUAACUUAUGCAAUAAGUUAUUGCUGCAUAGUGGUAGAAUCUUCAGAAGAGAAAAUACAAGAACUAUAAAUGCAUCUGGAGACCAGCUCGCUGACUGAUGCUGUACUCCAAACAGACAUAGUCACUGGCUAAUGCUUGUGUGAGGACAAGUGUUCCAUGGACACUGGAUACAAAACACAUGCUGAGAAAGAUCUGGGAAUACUUGAUAUUUAAAAUAGUAAACUUUCCUUCCAAACUGACUCCUGGUCAUUGGCUACAGACUAACCCAUCACUUCUGGAAAAAGAAAAGGAUAGCUUCUGAAAAGGAAUCCACUCAAGUCUCUCAGUUUUAACGAUUAUGUUGGUGAAACUCCUAUUCAUAAAGCAGCUCGAUCUGGUAGUAUGGAUUCCAUAAGUGCCCUUGUGGCUCAUGGUGCGCAAAUAGACUUGAGAAAUGCCAGUGGCCUGACAGCAGCAGACCUUGCACAUACCCAGGGCUUCCAAGAAUGUGCCCAGUUUCUCUUGAACCUCCAGAACAGUCACCUGAAUCGUUUCUAUAGCAAUGGCACCUUAAAUGGGGUUCAUCAGAAUGCAGGUCCCAAUCCAUUCAGUGGUGGGACCAGUCGAAAGAGAUCCUUUGAAGAUACGGAGUCUGCUGGAGCAAAGAAGGCUAGAACAGAAGCUUACAGCUUUGAUGGCUUAAUACCAGUGAUGAAUGGAGGAGCUGAGGACGAUGCUGACAAUAUGCACGUUGAUAGAGAGUUUGCUGUUGUAUCAGGUGUAUUUCUUAAUGCAGAUAUGAAUAGCAGUAGCUCCAUAUUGAAUGCACUGACAAAUGGAUGUGCCAUCAAUGGACAUUUGGAUUUCACCACCGCACAACAGCUCAGUGGGAUGGAUGCCAGGCGUGAGGAGUGCUUAGCAUUAACACCUAACGGAGUAAUUCCUGGAAUAACUUCCCCCAGUAGGCACCGAGUUCAUGCCAGUAAUGGCACUGAGGAACCAGAAAAAGCCAUGAGUAAUUCCACCGAUAUGUGUGGAUCUCUCCAUCUGAAUGGAAGCCCGAGUAGCUGUGUUUCUAACCGGCCCUCGUGGGUUGAAGACCCUGGAGAUACUUUGCACUAUGGACACUACCAUGGUUUUGGGGAUACUGCUGAAAGCAUCCCUGAACUUAGUAGUGUUGUUGAGCAUUCCAACUCUGUCAAGGUCGAACAGAGAUACGACAAUACUGUCCUAGGCACAAUGUAUUUGUAUCACGGUUCCUAGAUGAAUGAUCUCUAUGUCAAAUGCAUAUUGAAAUUGCUACCAAAUGAAACUGAGGAGACAAAAUCCUCACAUAGCAUUAAAUUUGAAGAUCGCAACUUGUUGCUAUUUUUACACUUUGUUUAUAUGAAAAGUAAACCCUUAAUUUGACAGCCUUAUACAAUAGUUGUAGUUUGUUGCAUGUAUGGGGCUUAUUUAGUGAUAAUAGGUGCUGUCAUGAUGGAAUGUUUAUUGUUUUCAUUUUUUUGUUACGGAAUGUUCUGGUUUUGUAUUUUUUUUCUAAGCUUGUGAACACUAUCUUUCCCUUUUUAGAGGUGUUUUCCCUUUUAUUAAAACAACGUUUAACUGAAUUUUGUGAAGAAAAUGUUACGUAUGUGCAUCACUUAGAGGUAAAGAUUUUUCUUUUCCGUAUCUUCUGCUGAAGCUAUGGUAGCAAUAUCAAUGCCAGCUCUCACUAUGCAAGGUUGAAAGUGGCAAUCUUCUGGAGCUUCUCUGACUUUAUAGUUUGUACAUUUGUUUGGUAUAAUUAGAUGUUCAUCUUUAAAUUUUUUGAACAAGUUGUUUAGAAAUAUGGAGACAAAUUUGGAAGAAUUUACUGUUUCACUUUCUGUAGCGUAGAAGUGCUUUUUGUUGUUGUUGAGCUCUUUGCAUUACAGAGUGGGAAAGUUCGGUCGCAGUUGGGUGUGCCUCAGGUUUGCUCUGUGGUGGGUUUCUUUGGCUUCUCUCCUUUUGUGUGCGCUUGAUAUUUUACCAUAGCUCACAGACCGGAGGCAUGUUGGCACUGUUCUGCUUUGUACACGGUUUAAAAUUGCUGUUACUUGUUAUAGAAUUUGCCAAGUCAAAAUAUUUGAGUUUGACUGUCUUGGAUAUACAUUUAUUGUCUUUUUUUUAACAUACGCUUUGAAAAUGUAAUGUUGUGUACUCUUUGGGCUAUGCUCACAGAAAAUACAUUGUAUUUAAUGCUUAAUACACAAAUCAAAAUUCAUAUAAGUGCACUAUAUGAGCACUAAUAAUAUAAGUUGCUGCUUGUGUUACAAGUGAAGAGUGGAGAAGAAUAUGGUAAAUGAGAUAAGCCCUCUGAAUUGUGUUGAUUUUUUUGUUCUUGUUUUGUUUUCAAAAGGGACCUUUACAAAUUGGAUUAAAAAAUAAACAUAUUACAUUGUAUCUGAA
Messenger RNA from Manacus vitellinus (golden-collared manakin), 3413 nucleotides. RefSeq names its product ankyrin repeat domain 10 (gene ANKRD10). Gene Ontology annotation, molecular function: protein binding. The coding region runs from base 1386 to 2246 and encodes 286 amino acids. The record is from RefSeq and is a predicted model, not a curated record. The transcript has 6 exons. Lineage: Eukaryota; Metazoa; Chordata; Aves; Passeriformes; Pipridae.